UUGAAUUGGGGUUCUAAACAAGCUCUUGUGUUUUUACACAUUUCGAGCUUUCAUAAAGCAUUAAAAAUGACAGGCCAAAAUGAAAACUAUGAAAUUGAAGGAAAUAGAAAAUAGAGUAGAGAUGGAAAAGAGAGAGGAAGAACACUUAAGAUUACGUGGUUCGGCAUAAUGGCCUAUGUUCAUGGUGUAAAGCCUUAGACAAUUACAUAGGGAAUCCUAAUAUGGUAUAUAUAAGAGCUAUAGGGUCUAGGAUUAGCCCUAGACAAACUUAAUUUAUACUAAGCUGGGCAUCUUGAUCCAAAUGCACAAUAAACCACUAUAAUAAAAUUAUCUUUUAACAAAAACACAGCCAUCCAUCUAAGUUACCAGAAUGCUAAUACCGACAAAAUUUAAAUCUUAAACAUUCUUAAUGCACGCAUAACUAAAUCGUGCGCCCAAGUAGUAACAAAAAGCUUUGGCUCUUCCACAAGCACUAAUGCUUCUGACUGUGUUUUUUGAUUCAUGAACUUGCAUGAGAAGAUCAUUUUCUAUGCAAUCUGAUAACAAUGAAUCCACUACUCUUUCAAUAAACUAUAGUGUCGGUAAUAUUAAAACUACUAAUCUGUGAGGUUUAUUGAAGUAUCAAAUUCAGAGCAGUAUUGAAUUCUGGCAGACACUAUCUGCAGCAGCCAUACAUCAUCAGCACUUAUAAAGUAACAACAUAUCAAUUAUAUUAUAACAGAUUAUAAACUUGCUAAGGCACACACUGUCUCGGCUAUAAAUUAAGCUUGCAAGAUGCUGCAUGCUUCAAGGCCUUAACGCUUGCAUUACAUUAUUUUUUUUUAGUUUCUUUGCAAUAUCCCUCAACUACUUCUGUCGAAACUACUGAAAUAAUCAUGAAGAAGUCUGAUAGCUUCUACGGUUAUUCUUUGAUUCUGGCUUUCUUUAUGUUAUUCCUUGCUGCAAGGUCUCAAUUGACUACAGAUUUUUAUAAGGCAUCAUGCCCAAAUCUUAUCUUUAUUGUGAGGAGAGGGGUUCAAAAUGCUAUCAAGAUUGAAAUGCGUAUGGCUGCGUCUUUGCUUCGGCUUCAAUUCCAUGAUUGCUUUGUGAAUGGUUGCGAUGCAUCAAUACUAUUGGAUACAAGUGAUGGUGAGAAGUUUGCCCUUCCCAACUUAAAUUCAGUUAGAGGAUUUGAUGUUGUGGAUAAUAUCAAAAGCUCAGUGGAGAGUGCAUGUCCUGGUGUUGUAUCAUGUGCUGAUAUAGUAGCCAUAGCUGCUCGAGAUUCAGUGCUCUUAAGUGGAGGACCUACAUGGAAGGUUCCGUUGGGCAGAAGAGAUGCGCUAGUGGCAAAUCAAACGGGAGCAAAUACUGGGCUUCCUUCUCCAUUUGACAGCCUGGGUAAUAUCGCUCUUAAGUUUGCAAAUGUAGGCCUCAAUCUCACAGAUGUGGUAUCCUUAUCAGGAGGUCAUACAAUUGGACUAUCUAGGUGUCUUCUCUUCAGCAAUAGGCUGUUCAACUUCGCCGGAACAGGCAAUCCAGACAGUACUUUGGAUACGAAUAUGUUGUCCGAUUUGCAAAAUAUAUGCCCAGUGAAUGGUGAUGCAAACAAGGCAACAUUCCUGGAUCGAAACUCAAAUGAUUUGUUUGACAACCACUACUUUCAGAACUUGAUCAAUAGAAAGGGUCUUCUUAGUUCUGACCAAAUUUUAUUCUCUAGUGAUGAGGCCAAAACGACAACCCUAAGUUUGGUCCAAAGAUACAGCACUAAUAGUGCACUUUUCUUUGCGGACUUUGCUAAUUCCAUGAUCAAGAUGGGGAAUAUAAGUCCACUUACUGGGUCCAGUGGACAGAUCAGAAAGAACUGUAGGGUUGUGAACUCAUAAAUUGUGUUGAACUUAACAAGGAUUUGAUUUGGGAAAAAAGAAGAAGAUAUGUACUAAAGUAUGCUACUCGUUGUAUCAUGUAUGAUCAGUGUAGUCAUGUAUCAUAGUGACAUAUUUUGAGUCUCUAUGGUGUGGUUUUAUUGCUGGCUUUUUUCUAACUAGUUCUCUUGAAUCCUGUAGCGAAUGAUUUUCCAUUUGA
Quercus lobata is the source of this 2061-nucleotide messenger RNA. RefSeq names its product peroxidase N-like. Gene Ontology annotation, molecular function: peroxidase activity; heme binding. The transcript is spliced from 4 exons. The record is from RefSeq and is a predicted model, not a curated record. Gene Ontology annotation, biological process: response to oxidative stress; hydrogen peroxide catabolic process. The coding region runs from base 876 to 1862 and encodes 328 amino acids. NCBI's taxonomy places the organism in Eukaryota, Viridiplantae, Streptophyta, Magnoliopsida, Fagales, Fagaceae.